GCGAGCGGUUCACGCGUCGGACGGCGAUUAAUUCAACAACAGCAAACUCGUCGAGCUAAGCAAAACCAGCAAAAAAUAACGAAAAACUAAACUGCUCUCCAGCAUAGAUUGACAUGUUACUGUGCUAUACCAUUGAGAUCGCUAAAUCGUACUGAAAUGCAAUGGGCAAACUAUGUAAAUAUAUAAAGUAAAAAUAAAACGUUUAAAUUAAAUAAUUGCGGUUUCAUAUGCAAAUCCGUUGGUCAACAAAGCGCGCGAGUGCAGUUCGAAAAUCAAUUCGAAAUUAAAUCAAAACACAUACCAGCCAAAAAUCUCGUUACUGCGACGAGCAUUUCGGACAUUAACCGUUACGCUUACGCGGCACUCGCCUGUAGGUGUGCGUCUGGGUCUGUGUGUGUGUGGCAUUCAGUGCGCGCAUUUCUGUGCUCGUUUAUGUGUGUGUGUUAUGACAGAGAGUUGACAAUAGGCAAAUAGGCAAAUCAUAUGCCGCCCACGUAAUGUGUGACGAAAUUUAAAUUCGCCAUCUAUGCAAAUACAAUUGCAGAAAUCGUAUACGUGUGUGCCGUACAGAGUGUUUGUGCGCGUGUGUGCGUAUUGGUGCUAGUUGGAUAUUCAUGUGGAUUACCAUAAACAUAAACAAAGGAUUAGAAAGAAACAACAACAACAACAGCAGCAACAACAGAAGCGGAGGUCGAAGCGGGAAAGAUAAACCCACAGAAGCAUUUUUGGGAUUACAGCAGCCGCAGUAGACGAAGAAGCAGCAGCAGCAGCAACAGAAGAAGAAGAAGGGGAAGAAAAAGAGGGCUUCGCUUAGAAAAUAUCACAACAUUGCAGUCAGGUGCCUCACAGAGGGUCGUCCACAUCCGCCAGACUCCAGCUGCUCUGUUCGUGUGUGUGUGUGCGUUUGUAUGUAUGCGUCUGUUUGUGUGACAAGCGCAACUAAUGAGCAGCAACAAAUCGGAAACAGGAAGCAGCAGCAACAGUAGCAGCAGUAGCUUGGAAUGAAAGUAAAACUGCGUGGCCAUUAUUAUCAUUACUAAAUAAUCGUAACUGUGAUAGCACCAAAGAAAGCAGAAGCGGCAAGCGGCAAGGCUAAAGAUAUACAACAAGCAGCAACAGAUACAGAUACAGAUACAGAUACAAAAGCUAAACAGUUGCUGCCGCGCGUAAUUACGUUUCAGUGAUUUUCAAACUAAUAAAUGUCGUACGCGCAAUCGCUGGCAGCAGCAGCAGCACCAACAAUUUACUAAAGCCAAGCAGCCAACAAAACUCCGCACAAAAUGGCGCACAAAAUGAGGCAGACAACAGGAAAAGCGGCAACAACACAGACGACAGCAACACAGUGCUCCACAAAAGCAACACAAGUUGGCACGCAUUCAAGUUCAAGGCGGUCAUCGUUAAUCACAUGUUUUAUAUCCUGCCACACGUUCAGCUCGCUCUUGUUGUUCCUCUUGCUGCUUGCCACCGCGCAGGCGGCCAGCAAGUUGACCACUCGCAGCAACAACACGACAGCAGCAGCAGCAGCAUCGGAGGCGACGCCCGUUUGGGAUCAUGCCAUCGAUUUGAAUGAGGAUUUUCGCAUACUAUGGCAAAUCAUUAAUCAGGAUAUAACAUUUGAAAUACAAGCACGUACAUUAGGUUAUGUCGGCUUUGGAUUCUCGCCCGAUGGGAAUCUAGCUGGCGCGGAUAUGGCCAUCGGUUGGGUGGACAAGGGUCAAACAUAUUUUCAGGAUCGACACGUCACACGCAAUGGCGACACUGAGCCCGUCGUGGAUCCCUCCCAGGAUUACAUGCUGAUGCUGGGCUACGAGAAUGCCACCCACACCGUGCUGCGCUUUCGCCGCAAGUUGGACACAUGCGAUGCCAGCCAUGACAUCGCCAUAACGAACGAUACAAUGCGCCUGCUAUACAUGUAUCACGCACAGGAUCCACCGCACGGCUCGGUGCGUCCCGGCACGCUGCCCGAUCCGGCGCGCGCCUUCCGACCUUAUCGGCCCAUGGUGCUCAUGCAGCGCGCCCAGCUGCAGUUGCCAUCGCCGCAUGAUGAGCGCGUCCGUGUGCUGGAACUGCGCAAUGAGGACGUGGAGCUGCCUCCCGGCGAUACGCCGCUUUUUUGGUGCAAAAUGUUCAAGCUGGAGGAUAUCAAUCGGAAGCAUCAUCUCAUUCGGUACGAGCCGAUUUAUGAUUCAUCGUCCAGCGUACACUACUUGCAGCACAUAACGCUCCACGAGUGCCAAGGGUCGCACUCGGAGCUGGAGGAGCUGGCACGCGAACAGGGCAGACAGUGCAUGGGCGCCCGUUCCAUACCGCUGGCAUGCAAUGCCAUUGUUGCCUCCUGGUCGCGGGGCAGCGAGGGCUUUACGUAUCCACAUGAAGCGGGCUACCCGAUUGAGUCGCGACAGGCCAAAUAUUAUUUAAUGGAGACCCAUUACAACAAUUUGAAGCCGGACUUUGCCCAAUUGCAUGCCAGACAAAUGGCGGAUAAUUCUGGUUUGAAAAUCUACUUUACGCACGUGCUGCGACCAAAUGACGCUGGCAUUUUGUCAAUCGGCAUGGAUCCCAACUGGCGCCACAUUAUACCGCCGGGACAGAAGCGCGUGAUAUCGGAGGGCCAAUGCAUUGAGGAUUGCACCGGCUAUGCUUUUCCCACCCAGGGCAUCAACAUUUUUGCGGUCAUGAUGCGCACACAUCAAAUCGGCAAGGAGGUUAAGCUGCGUCAGAUACGACAAACCGAGGAGCUUCCGCCAAUUGCACACGACAGCAAUAUAGAUGUGGCCUAUCAGGACUUUCGACGUUUGCCCCAGUCGGUGCAUUCCAUGCCCGGCGAUAGACUCAUCGCCGAAUGCAUUUAUGACAGUUCGUCACGAAAGGCAAUUACGCUGGGUGGCCUCACGAUGAAGGAAGAAAGCUGCACCGUGCUGACACUUUACUAUCCACGCCAAAAGAAACUGACAACGUGUCAUUCACUACCCAGCCUGCCCACAGUGCUGCAUUCUCUUGGCAUCGAACAGCUUGCAACCGACUCAAAUCCCGUGCUGAUUUCAUCACCGCCCGAAUUGGCUGGCAUGACAUUGGAGGCACGUCUGAUAUCCUACGAUUGGGAAAAUCAAUUUGGCGAAUUUCAAGAGGCCACACGCAAGGGCAGCUUUAAGCCCAUCUGCUGGGGAGCCAAGAAUCAUGUGGUGCCGGGCUCCGAGUUUCUCGAAGGCUACAGCAUAAAUGUGACCAAGACCUACAAGAAGCACAAGCGCUGCAAGCCGAAGCGCCUCUUCGCGCCCAUCACGGAGCGCACCUCGCCUGCGGCGGAUCUCAGUGAGUUGCCGGUGCUCCAUGAGCUGGACAACAACAACAUCAUCGAGGGAGCAGCACGCAGCAGUCGCAGCUCGGCGACUGAUGGCCACGGGGGACUAAGCGGUGCCAACCGGAGCAAUUGUGGCCAGUUUACCAGCUGUCUGCUGUGGCUGGGCGCCGCAUCCUGGUGGCUCCUGCUGAUGCUAAGGACGUGAGGAGCAGACGCACCCAAUGGCACAGCAGAGCGAAGCAGCAGCAGCAGCAGCACAGGCACCACCGUCUAACUACACUAAAUACAUAAAUACUCAAAAGAAAAGAAAAACAAAACAAACAAAAUGCAACUACAACUCUUUAACUAUAAAUGACAGCUCUUAAUCCUACUACAAUACAAGUACAGACAACAACAUCAAGCAAAGCAAACACAAAUAACAAAAUACGAAAAAGAAAAACAACAAAAAAAGUUUAUGAAAAAAUUGCAGAACUAUUAAUUAUUUAUGAUAAGCUAGAUACCGGCUCCUGCCUCCCAAUCUAAGCCCUCUCUCUCUCUCUCUCUCUUUCUGUCUUUCUGUCUCUGUCCUGCUGUUUCUCCCUGUUUAUUUAAGCCAAUUCUCGCAAAUUUUGUUAUUUUUGUUCUAGCUUCUAGUAAAUUAUUAAUGAUUUUUUUUAAGGUACUUUAAGCAGAAACAAAAACGAUAAAAAAAAAACAAACAAAAAACAAAAAAAAAGAAAAAAUAAUAAAAUAUUCGCGUACCGCAUUUUAAAAACCGAAAAGCAAUAAUUAGUUGUUGUUGUCGUUAUAUGAUAUACAAAAUAAAAAUAAAAGAAAAGCAAAUAUAUAUAUAGAAUGAUACGAGUACGUAUAAUAACAGACAACUAGUGCAGUCAUUCCUUCUACAUAAUAGUUUUAUUAUAUAGCAUAUAUAUAUAUAUAUAUAGGGUCUGACUUAUGUAAAGCUUGAACGUCUGAUGAUUUUUGUUGGACAUUGCAAGACACAAUCGCAAAUGAAGAAAUUCAGAAAAACCACUUGAGCAAAGGCAUAGAUAUAGGCAACUAAACUAAACUAAACUAAACGACAAACAUAAACAUAAACAUAAACAUACUCGUAAAUAGUUCGUAAAGCAUAACACAUAAUUAAAUCCCAGUUAAGUUUAGUCACUUGUAGUGCGCGCAAAACCAGGAACUAAGUUCGGAGCGUAGGAAGGAAUGAAUGAAAAGAAAAAUAAGCCUACAUACAUUACACAUAUAACAUUUAUACGUCCAUAUAUAACAAAAGAGCAAACAAACAACUAAGUAACACAUUUAUUUAGUUGAGGUUUGAAAAGACUUGCGACUUUACUUUGUUUAAUUGAGAAAUGGCGUAAAAGUCUAAAAAGAAGAAAAAAUAAUGAAAGCAAACUCUGCACCAGGUGUGAUGAUGAUAAACAUGUUUAAAUUAACUAUAAUUUUUCAAUCUGAUAGAAAGGUUUUAGGGUAGAAAACCAGAUAGACAAGUUUCGGCAUUACGAGAUAUUCAACAAUAUUAUGUAAAUUCAUUUCCUUCGCUAGGUUUGGGCAACUUAACGAUAAUACUUAUAUUCCCCAAGCUUGAAUACCCCUACACACUUUCUGUUCUUGCUGUCAAUGAAAAAUCUAUUAACAUUAAAUUACCUUUUUUAUAUCCAACUAUCCAUUAUUAUCGCUAUUUGCCCAAGCCUAGCUCUAACUGUAUAUUUUUGUUAAUUUAUGACUAUAAACA
Molecule: messenger RNA, 5027 nt
Organism: Drosophila montana
Lineage: Eukaryota; Metazoa; Arthropoda; Insecta; Diptera; Drosophilidae
Gene: olf413
Product: olf413
Exons: 11
Coding region: 1281-3506 (741 amino acids)
Biological process (GO): dopamine catabolic process; octopamine biosynthetic process; norepinephrine biosynthetic process
Cellular component (GO): secretory granule membrane
Molecular function (GO): dopamine beta-monooxygenase activity; copper ion binding
Source: RefSeq, a predicted model, not a curated record